UAGCGGUGGGAGACUUUCACUCUCGAGUCCUGCCUGAUUUUCACUCGCCUCAACGCAACCCAAAGAAAUAAAAAAAUGGCCUUCGCUGGUGUCCUCGCUGAAGCUGAUAUCAAAGCCGCAAUUGCCGGCUGCGCAGCUGCUGACUCCUUUGACCACAAGAAGUUCUUCAAGGCAUGCGGCAUGGCCAGCAAGUCCGCCGAAGAGAUCAAGAAGGCUUUCUACAUCAUCGACCAGGACAAGAGCGACUUCAUUGAGGAGGAAGAGCUGAAGCUGUUCCUGCAGAGCUUCUCUGCUGGCGCCAGAGAACUCACCGAGAAGGAGACCAAGGCUCUCCUGGCCGCCGGUGACGAGGAUGGUGAUGGCAAGAUCGGAGUCGAUGAGUUCGCUGUUCUUGUGAAGGCAUAACUUCCCACUGAACAAGAUCCCCUUCUUUUCAUGGAACUGCCGACUCCUUUGCCAGAUCCCGUCACCACCAGCUGAAAGAACAUUUUUUUAUACCUUAUUUAUGAGUUGCCUGUGGAUUAUUUCUCAACAUGGAAAGCAUGUUUUACUGUGAAUGUUACUCAAACGGUCCGAAAAAUGACUUGUGCAAACUGUACAACACCAUCUGCACUUUUGAGGAAGAGUGAAAAACCAGGAAUAAAUACUCUGUUGGUCUAAAGUCA
Messenger RNA from Pseudoliparis swirei, 665 nucleotides. RefSeq names its product parvalbumin beta-1-like. The transcript is spliced from 5 exons. Lineage: Eukaryota; Metazoa; Chordata; Actinopteri; Perciformes; Liparidae. Bases 76 to 405 code for a protein of 109 amino acids. Gene Ontology annotation, molecular function: calcium ion binding. Gene Ontology annotation, cellular component: cytoplasm; nucleus. The record is from RefSeq and is a predicted model, not a curated record.